Paramuricea clavata is the source of this 345-nucleotide messenger RNA. The record is from the annotation of a GenBank genome assembly. Lineage: Eukaryota; Metazoa; Cnidaria; Anthozoa; Malacalcyonacea; Plexauridae.
AUGAAACCAUUGAAGCUUAGACUUCAAGCAAAGAACUGUGAAUUUGGCAUUCUUUGCAACGAACUGAUUCGAGACAGAAUUGUAUUAGGAAUCAGAGACGAUUCAGUAAGAAGCCGAUUGCUUCGUGAGUCUGAAUUAGAUUUGCAAAAAGCGGUAGAUAUCUAUCCAGCGGUCGAACAGACGCGAAGCCAUAUGGAUGCUUUAAAGAAUCCUGCGAUAACAAUUGAUGUCAAAAGAGACCCGUCGAAGUCAAAGCGGACGGAGACACCAAGAACCAAGCGAGGAAAGUUUAAUCAGCAGACUUCGGUUAUACAGUGCAAGUACUGCGGGACAUCGCACGAAUAG